Messenger RNA from Perkinsus marinus ATCC 50983, 1533 nucleotides. RefSeq lists its product as hypothetical. The annotation marks the transcript as partial. NCBI's taxonomy places the organism in Eukaryota, Perkinsozoa, Perkinsida, Perkinsidae. The record is from RefSeq and is a predicted model, not a curated record. The transcript has a single exon.
AUGUUCGUGUUCGGCAUCAGUGAGGGUGACGUUGUUGUUUUCGAUCCGGAGAGUUACAAUGCUUAUCGUACAAUAGCUCUGGCGGAUCCUUCUAAGGAAUACACGGGAGUCACCUUUGAUCAAGACUCGAAUAUUCUAUAUGUUACUGAGAAGGCUACUGGGCGGAUUGCUCGGUUCAUAGGUCAGGGGGGAGUGUGGACUCCAAUUGACCCCUUGAAUGGUUCGGAUGUUCUCAUCGAGCCCACUAUUUUGCGCUUCGCACUCGGUAAACUUUACGUUAGAGUGAAUGGUGGCGUUGCCUAUGCUACAAUGGACGGGUCUGUGAAUCCUCAGUGGUCUUUCGUUCCACUGGAUAUUCAAGGUGACCAGAGCUUCACUGCUGCUCCAGACGGUUUCCUCUACUACCGUAAGGCUAUCGACUCCGUCUAUCGUCUUCCAUUGGAUAAUCUGAUCGGCGCGGGUGAACUUUACGCUGGUGGAUGCGGCUGUGGUCUGGCGCCAAAUCAAGUGUGUACCUCGGGCAACGGCAAUCUCGUGAACUUCAAUCCCACUGGUGGCGUUGUCAUGCAAGACUACUCCGAAGGACCUGACUUCCGCUUUCUUAACUGGUGUGGAGAUUUCUGCACUUCUACUACGACUAGUGGUCCCUCGACCAGUAUCACUCCAACCCGUGGUCCUCGAACAAGUACAACUUCAACAACCCGUGGGCCUGUGUUCACUACCACAACUCCUGGUUCUCUGACCACUAGCACUACGAGUGGUGGCCAUGUGACUAGUACUACUACUUCUUCGCCAACUGGGCGGUGUUCGGGCGAUUUCUGCGUCGCUGACAGGAAGGUGUUCCCCAGCCUUCUUCCAUCUGGCCAGAUAACUACCGAGUCCUUCAGUUUCACUGACUAUGGUGUAUGGUAUCUAGCUGGCUACUCUAGUGAUGAUGGUAUCCGUAUGCUUUGGAGACUCGAAUGCAACCAAUGGUUACCUGUUGCUGAGAAGGCUCUCUCUAAUAUCGAGGCUUCAGGCAACGAUAUGUUCGUGUUCGGCAUCAGCGAGGGUGACGUUGUUGUUUUCGAUCCGGAGAGUUACAAUGCUUAUCGUACAAUAGCUCUGGCGGAUCCUUCUAAGGAAUACACGGGAGUCACCUUUGAUCAAGACUCGAAUAUUCUAUAUGUAACUGAGAAGGCUACUGGUCGGAUUGCUCGGUUCAUAGGUCAGGGGGGAGUGUGGACUCCAAUUGACCCCUUGAGUGGUUCGGAUGUUCUCAUCGAGCCUACUAUUUUGCGCUUCACACUCGAUAAACUUUACGUUAGAGUGAAUGGCGGCGUUGCCUAUGCUACAAUGGACGGGUCUGUGAAUCCUCAGUGGUCUUUCGUUCCACUGGAUAUUCAAGGUGACCAGAGCUUUACUGCUGCUCCAGACGGUUUCCUCUACUACCGUAAGUCUAUCGACUCGGUCUAUCGUCUUCCAUUGGAUAAUCUGAUCGGCGCGGGUGAACUUUACGCUGGUGGAUGCGGCUGUGGUCUAGCGCCAAAUCAA